GUCAUUCGACAGAAUUAAAUACCCGGAAGUGGAACAAUCUUAUCAGUUUCGUCUUAGGUUUCACCGAUUUUAGUCGUUUUCUGAUAUAACCAACGUAUUCAAUAUGUCUCUUUAUCCAUCACUCGAGGACAUGAAGGUGGAUCAGAUGGCUCAGGCCCAACACCGCCACAAUCAAGCAGCCAUUGCCCAGUCACAGAGUCAGCCCCAGCCAGGGUCCUACCCCUCUGCACCCACUGCCGUUGGUUACCCGACACAGGCAUAUUCGCAGGCACCCACUUCUAAUGUGUCAAUCUAUCCAUCCCUCAAUGACUACAUGGCAGACAUGGGUUUCAGCGCAGCUGAAAUGCAAGCUAAUUUGGCACUUGUCCCCACACCAUCAACACAGGUUGGUGUACAUCAAACUGGGAAAAGUCAAAUGCUGGUGUCGCCAGUUACUGGUAACGACAUAGGUUUACGGCGAGCUGAGGUCAAAGAUGGUGUGCGUGAGGUUGUGACUUGCAAGGAUCCACAAGGAAAAGUUGGUCUGCGUGUUCGAUCUGUUAACAAGGGUGUGUUCAUAUCGUUUGUGUUCAAAGGUUCUCCAGCAGCCAUGUCGGGACUUCGGUUUGGUGACCAGAUUCUCCAGAUCAACGGCGAGACAGUUGCCGGCUACGAUACCGACAAGACGAUGAAAAUCUUCAAGAAAUGUGACGCGCAGAGAAUAGUCCUUGCAAUCAGAGACAGGCCCUUUGAGAGAACGAUUACUCUCCAAAAAGACAGCGCUGGUUACGUUGGCUUCGUGUUCAACGAUGGUAGGAUCAAAUCAAUCGUCAAGGAUUCGUCCGCAGCCAGGAAUGGUCUCCUGAUUGAUCAUCAGCUAUUGGAGGUUGGAGGUCAGAAUGUUGUCGGACUGAAGGACAAGCAAAUUGGUGAGAUUCUGACUGCCCAAGGACGAUCUGUGACAUUGACCAUUAUUCCGUGCUUUAUCUACAACCAGAUCAUGAAGAGCAUGGGAUCAAGUCUGAAGAAGGAUAUGGACCAUAGCAUCCCCGAAUGUUAGAUGGGUUGAAAAAUCUGGAUUAUUUAUUAGGAAGUCUGUCGGCUACUAUCGGUGCCACUGCAAAGUCUAGAUUGUCUUAGAUGGCUGCUAUUCAACUCAACUUAAAACAGAUAUAGGUCUAUUCUUUUGACAGUGGUAGAAAUCCUUUACAAAACACACUGACUGAUCUGUACUUCAAUGCAGUAGUGGACAAUAUGCAUGGUAAAUGUAGUUGUUGUAUAUAUGAUAUGCUACUGGAAAUUGUGUUGAUAAGAACACAUGGCCUUCAUAUAACUCAUAAUUCCACUAUCAUGUAAUGCACACAUUGUUGAAUCUCCGAAUCAGGGCCACAACUUAAAUUGACCAAAUGUGUUCUUCAAUUUUUCAUAUAUCAAAAUGCACUCUUAGUUCUUAGCGCUGACAGGUAUUGAGAAAUUGAAAGAAAGAUGUCGUAUUAGGCCUAGAAUUGGAGAAAAUAUAUCAUAGUUGACAGCACUUUUUAAUGAGAAUCAUAUCAGAUGGACAUUUCAUUUUUAGCUCACCUCUUAGCAGAGGUGAGCUUAUCCCAUACCGUGGCGUCCGUCGUCCGUCGUCGUCGUCGUCGUCGUCGUCGUCGUCGUCCGUCGUCGUCCGUCGUCCGUUAGCAGGGCACGUUUCGUAACUGUUAGAGCUAUUGAGUUGAAACUUGGUACACAUGUACCCUUAUGUAAUGACACCUUGGAGACCAAGUUUCGGUCCGAUUCGUUUCAUGGUUUGGCCACCAGGGGGCCAAACGUUAAAAGUGAAAAUAUGCAAUAUCUCCCUUAAUAGUAGUCGGGAAAUUUUGAAAAAAAUAUGGUAGGUACUUCUAGCAAAGGUGCAUCAUAUAUCCUCCGGGUUUUUGAUUUGACCUCCUUUUCAAGGUCACAGAGGUCAAAUGGUGUAAAUUGGCCGUUAGGAUGUAACGAUGGCACGUUUCUAAACUGCAAUGACUAUUGAUACCAAAUUUGGUACACAUUUACCCCUUAGUCAGGUGAUCUCAGUGACUGAAGUUUGGUCCAAUAUGAUUCACCACUUGACCACCAGGGGGCAAAAUCCAAAAACCUUAAAAAUGUGAUUAUUCCUUAACUUCUUGCCCGAUUGCCACCAAUUUGAUAUCAUGGGUACAUCUAACCACCAUACAGUAUAUGUCACACAGGUUUUUAAUUUGACCUUCUUGUCUAGGUCACAGAGGUCAAAUGGCGUAAAUUCGCUGUCAGGCCGUAACUAUGGCACGUUUCUUAACUGCAAUGACUAUUGAUCACAAAUUAAGUACACAUGUACCCCUUGGUCAGGUGAUCUCAGGUACCGAAGUUUGGUGCGAUCUGAUUUGCCGUUUGGCCUCCAGGGAGGGGGCCAAAUCCUAAAUACUUCAAAAUGCCAUUAUUCCUAGUAAUGACUUGCCCGAUUGGCACCAAUUUUAUAUCAUAGGUACAUCUAAUUCUAACAACCAUUCAAUGUGUCACCCGGGUCUUCUUUGAUUUGACCUACUUUUCAAGGUCACAGAGGUCGAAUGUACUGUAAAUUGGCCAUUUUGGGGAAAUUGUAAUUGCUUGGACCUACAUCAAACCUAACACUACAUGACACAAUACAAUGCUCUUUAUCCAUCUUUCCUCCACAUGAGGUGAGCACAAUGGCCCUGGCCAUUUCAUUUCAUGUUUGGUGGACAAAAUUAGGGAUUUUGUAUUUCAUGGGGCGAUGCCAAGAUUUGGCAGAUAAUCUUUCUUGUAUUGACGAUUUUGUGUUAAUUCAACUCUCGUCCAGAUGAGCAGGUGGCUGCUGAUGAUAAGAUAUAAGGGCUGAAUCAAACCGUGAAUGAAUUUUCACACUCUAUAUAAUUUGCUCUUUGUAUAUUGUUGUAUAUGACCAUUGUACAUAGCCUUUGUUUUUUCGAUGGAGCUUAAAGAUACAUUUGUUAGUAAGCGGGAACAGGGAUUUGUCCCUUUGAAGGUGGCUGAUGAUAAAUAAUCAUGUGUCGAUUGGUGACAUGUUUUCCUAUUGUAUCAAGAUGUGAGAAGAGUCAAAAGUUGUGGACUUCAUAUAAAUGUCUUGUCAGAAAAAAAUCCCAGGAUAUUGGGAUGUAAUUCAUAAUUUGUUUACAGUGCCAAAACUUUGUAACAAAACAUCCAAAUAAGACAAAUGCGGCACUCAUCUCUAGUACGAGCAGUACUGAUAAGUGUCCGCAGCAGUUUAUUAGAAACGCCUGGUGUGCAGCCGAGCAACUCGAAACCCCCCCCCCCUGUAGCCGCUGUCCUUCUUGGAAUAAUCUGUAUAAAAAGUAAUUCAUUGUUGUUGAGAAUCAGUGAUGUUCGAUGAAGUGUGUGCUAAUCUGUGAUAGUGCUGAUAGAGGAACUCAGAUUGAGUUGUUCCAGGUAAAUCAUGCAGGAUUUUUCUUGAAACUCAAGGCAUUCAUGCAUUUACCUCUCUUCAGUGGACAGAGGAAGGAUGAACGAUUUGUACAUAGGGGUAAUUAGUGAUAGUAUUGUUUGGUAUUGUUUAUUUCAAAACACAAUAAACUUUCACACUGUCUUA
This is a messenger RNA of Lineus longissimus, 3568 nucleotides long. Its product is annotated as syntenin-1-like. Gene Ontology annotation, cellular component: plasma membrane; cytoplasm. The record is from RefSeq and is a predicted model, not a curated record. The coding region runs from base 104 to 1039 and encodes 311 amino acids. Gene Ontology annotation, molecular function: protein binding. The transcript has 8 exons. NCBI's taxonomy places the organism in Eukaryota, Metazoa, Nemertea, Pilidiophora, Heteronemertea, Lineidae.